CCCUCGUGGCAAAAGCGGAAAGCCGGAAAGGGUUUUUCCCAAAACCCUGCAACAAAUCGCAACCGCCGGCGUCGAUCGGCGCAGCCGCCGCGGAUCCUUUCCCGCCGCCAUGUCCCAGAUCCUCCUCCGACGCCUCUCUGCACACUCCCACGUCAUCCGCGGCCACGGGUGCCGCGGCCUCAGCUCCGCAGUCUACGGCGGCGGCGGCGAGAGGCGGCGGGCCUCGGCUCUGCCGCCGCAGGAUGAGGAGAACCGGGCGGUGCGGGUGUCGGUGUGGUGGGACUUCGAGAACUGCAACAUCCCCACCGGCGUCAACGUCUGCCGCGUCGCCCCGCGCGUGUCCGCCGCCCUCCGCGCCGCGGGCAUCCGCGGGCCGCUCUCCAUCACCGCCUUCGGCGACGUGCUGCAGCUCGCGCGGUCCUCGCAGGAGGCGCUCGCCGCUACGGGGGUCUCCAUCUCCCACGUCCCACGCAGUGGGAAGAAUAGUUCUGACCGUUCCUUUAUGGCUGAUCUUGUCUACUGGAUUGCUCAGAACCCUCCACCAGUUCAUUUUUUCCUUAUAUCUGGGGAUAGAGAUUUUGCAAACCUCUUGCAUCGUUUGCGAAUGAGCAACUACAAUGUACUGCUUGCUUGUCCUAGUUGCGCUACCAGUAGUGUACUGUGCAGUGCAGCAACAGUUAUGUGGCCUUGGGAUGCCUUAGUUAAAGGGGAGGAUUUCUUACCAAAACGUUUUAAUCACCCACCGGAUGGUUUACAUGGAUCUUGGUAUGGUCACUACAAAGGAGCCCUGGAUGAUCCCUUCCUGGAGAAGGAAUCAAAGGAACCCAUCAAGGUACCAUCUGAUUCCGAGCAUUGUUCAGUACGAUCUGAUACCAAGCAUGGCUCAAUCCCCAAAUAUGUAACCAAUGCAAUUCUGGAGGCACUACACCCAUAUCCUCAAGGGACGAGCCUCUCACAUCUCCGAGAUCUUCUUCUGAGGAACAGCAUUCUUACAGGUACAGAUUUCUUUGGCCACAAGAAAUUCUCUUACCUUCUUCAAUCAAUGCCAGAUAUUGUUGAAUUGGUAGAUCCUCCGCCUGGUGAAAACCAGCCGCGUGUAAUUUUGGUCAACAAAAGAGUGCUGAAGCCUGGUGAUGGAAGUUGUAAGACCCUUAGCUCAGCUCAAUGUAAUGUCAGGGACAAUAACCUCACCCGAACACCACAAAAUGAUAAGAAGCAUCCAUCUUUGAUGUCAACCCCUGAAGUAAAUUCUAAGCCACUAAGUUCUUCUCAAAGUAUUGACAGGACCAGAAGCUUCACAGAGAAUGUAAAUGAAAAUCCACCUACAUUUUCUGUCUCAUCUUCCCCAUUGGUUGUGCUAUCUGAGGACAAAAAGAAGUACCAAACGGCUGAUGCGAGUGCACAGACAGAGUCACCAACAAAGCACACGGAAGUUGAUGAAAGGGUUACCCCUGGAACUCCCUCUUCCUCAGAGGCGGCAAAUGCUGUUAACAAAGAUGGACUCCUUAAAAGGAUCUGGAUACUGUGGAAUGGCCCUGAGAAUGCCAAGUCUGAGGUUUCUCAAAAUUGUGAAAGCGCUUCUGCUGAAGUGGUUGAUGAUUUGCGAAUGCCUCUGCAAGAGCAUAAUGCUGAUAACUGUAUAGAAACUUCGAGGAGGAUCCAUAAGACCUCUUCCAAAGAUGACCUCUCAAAUGGCACCAAUAGUACUGCAGCAGUAAGUGCUAAUUUGUCAAUUUCAUCUGGCGAUGACAAUUCUGAAAAAAUAAAGAGAGAUCCAUCAAUUCUUGAAAAUCCAGAACCAUGCAGUAGACCUGCAUCUGUUUCCACAGGUAAAGCUGGAGAGAAGGAUUCUUCUGAAAAGAAUAAGGGCAUCUUUAGCUGGGCUUCGAGGUGGUGGACAUUUGGAAAAUCAGGUGCAGAUAAUAGUAGAACCGACAGAAAUGUUGCUGAUGAACCAACUGACUCAAUUGAAGAAUUUGAAUCUUCAAAUGCUUCAACUUGUGGAAGAGAGCAACAGGUGGUUAAUGAAGUAUUUGCAAAGGCUCACUUGUGGGAUGUUUUGGAGCAACAGUUAUCAAAACCUCUUGGGUCUGAGGUUGUUUUGAAAGCGAAGACAAGGGAGGAACUGGCACAAGGAUUGCAGAAGCUAGGUUGUUGGCCUUUGAAAGGCCUCUUUGAGAAAGAUCUGCAUCAUCUGGUACAUUUGUUAAUUUCGGAAAAGAAAUGGAUUGAAGAAACUACUUCAAGAAUUUUCCCUUUCCGUCUUACCCUCCCUCACAGGAGAACAUGUGUUCCAUCGAAUUCCAGCAAGUCCGCUGCUCUUAGUUCCAUUUUUAUCAAGGGGAGGCCCCAGAAGGGCAAAUAUGUGGAUGAUAACAGUAAGAAAAGCAAGCCUCUUACUAGGGAGGAGAUACUGUCAGACUGUCACAAGGUGUUGAAGGAGCUUGUGUCGCAGCAUAAAUACGGAUUCAACAUCAGCAUUUUCAAGCUUCGCUUUGCUCAGAAGCAUGGAUAUGAGCUUGAUCAUCAUAAGCUUGGGUAUCCGGACCUUGCAUCACUGUUGCAGAUUAUGCCUGGUGCAAGGAUAAAAUUCCCAAGGGUUCUACCUGCGGAAAAUGGGAAUGGCCUGCCUGGCAGCAAGGGAAGUGGAAACAAAAACAAUGGCGAUGACUUGACCUGGGAGGAGCUUGGUCCUGUAUCUGCCACUACUGAAACUGCUGCUGCGGAGGUCGAUAAGGAAAUGUGCUACCGUCCUCCCACUCCUUCAGAUGAUGAAUUCUCAGAUAGCGACAAUCAAACAGACCAACAUCCUAGAACAAAUGCUGAGCAGAGCUCGCUUCUCCAAAUCAUUGAUUCGUGGAAUAGUAGCAAGGAUGAUGUUUGUUGCAAGAGACCUCAAGACAUUGACGGGCUUGUGGACUGUUCUAAGAGCAACCCGGAUCAUCUUGACAAUCUGGCGGCAGGGAACGAGCAAAGGUCUACAAGGCUAUCACGGAAGCAGUACUCUUUCGUGUCGGACUCUGAAGAAGAUAAAGAGAAGGAUAAGCUGGUUGAGAGUGUCCUGGGCAGUCUGCAAAAGGCGCAGGGUUCAAAGUUGCGAAAUUGAAGUUUUGUUAUAUGCAAAAAUGGUGAUUUGCUUCUUUUGGCACCCAAUUGCAGCUGUUGGCCUGACAUCAUUCUGAAACCUGUCAUGGUCCUUGGUCGUUUCUGAAACAAAGGUUCACCGUUUGUGGUCACACUCUCAGCAAGCAGCAGGUUAUGUUCAGAAGCUAUAGUUUGACAGGAGUUAUCUAACAUUCUUUUUCCCAAUUCAAGGGAACAUGCUUAUCAUCUCGCGGUUGACUGUCAUCGAGACAACCCCGAGCUUCGGUUAGCGAAACUGUUGGACCAAGCUUGUCAUUUCGUCCGCCUAGAUCUUAAUAGUACUGUGAAAUAAACAGGAGCAGCGCAAUUCUUCCAUGAAGUUUCAUUGAUGAUUGGUAGGGUACUAUUGUGUACCACAAACAUCUGGCUAGAGAGCAUGACUAGCUCCUGCUUUCUUUUUCUGCGUUGUGUUUGUAGCUGAUAACACGCGGUUGUGAUGCUUGCAUGUGUUGGUAUCCCACGACCAAGAUUUAUUGCUGCGCGUGAAUUCUUUCUUACUAAUUUUAGUAGUAUAAUAAUGGCACAAUCUGGUGUCUUGAGGAUACUUUUCUGAAAUCCUAUCCAAUCUAUCCUAA
Molecule: messenger RNA, 3719 nt
Organism: Setaria italica (foxtail millet)
Lineage: Eukaryota; Viridiplantae; Streptophyta; Magnoliopsida; Poales; Poaceae
Exons: 3
Coding region: 110-3106 (998 amino acids)
Biological process (GO): regulation of gene expression
Cellular component (GO): peroxisome
Molecular function (GO): RNA nuclease activity
Source: RefSeq, a predicted model, not a curated record